Nymphaea colorata (pocket water lily) is the source of this 1110-nucleotide messenger RNA. Its product is annotated as dehydration-responsive element-binding protein 3-like. Gene Ontology annotation, biological process: regulation of DNA-templated transcription. Bases 229 to 807 code for a protein of 192 amino acids. NCBI's taxonomy places the organism in Eukaryota, Viridiplantae, Streptophyta, Magnoliopsida, Nymphaeales, Nymphaeaceae. The record is from RefSeq and is a predicted model, not a curated record. Gene Ontology annotation, molecular function: DNA binding; DNA-binding transcription factor activity. The transcript has a single exon.
CAUGGUAAAUCAUCCAUAGCUCUCUCUCUCUCUCUCCCUCUCUCUCCGCUAUCUUACAAUAUGUGAUUCUGGUGAAUCAUCCAUAGAACUCUCUCUCUCUCUCUUUUGAGGAUGCCAUAAUGGUAAAUCAUCCAUAGAACUCCUCUCCCUCUCUCCUCUUGCUGAGACACUAUAAAACAGGAUGAAGCCGCAGGGGUGACGAGUCAUGCAAAAGCGGCAGUGAACAGAAUGGGUGCUCAGGGCGACCGCGAACUUUCUCAUGGGGCAUCUCCUUGCCGGGGUCCGACUUUCCGAGGCGUCAGGCGCCGGAGUUGGGGCACUUACGUGUCCGAGAUUCGGGAGCCAAGGAAGAAGACCAGGAUCUGGCUGGGCUCCUUCACCACGGCGGAAAUGGCCGCCCGUGCCUACGAUACGGCUGCCUACCACCUCAAGGGCAGCUCCGCCAUCCUAAAUUUCCCGGAGAUGGCCUGUUCACUUCCUCGCCCUUUGUCAUCUUCCCGGCGGGACAUCCAGCUGGCCGCAGCAAAGGCGGCCGCCAACUUCCACAUUGAGUGCCAGUCUUCCAGGAGCAGCGGCAACACCGUCGACGGCGAUCGAGGCUCCCCACAGCACCAUCCUAGCUCUAGCAACGAUACUAGUGCUGGUUCACCGGAAACAUCUUCAUGGCAGUCGGAUGCCGAGCUGGUUGCCCUGUUUCGAGAAAUUGAGGGCGCCCCUUUACUCAGUCCCGUCCAUCUGAUUGAUGACUUUGAGAUCAACAACGGUUUUGGCAUCGAAGAAUUCCCGCUAUAUGACUGGAUUAUGUAAUAUACAUAUAUAUUUGCACUUAUGGCUUCACUUAGAUGCUCAUUGUAGGGGAUUAAAGGACCAAAAACGGCUACCCGCUUUUAAGAACACAAGCCCGUGAUGUCAGUAGUACUUUUCCAGUGAUCCUGAUGGGUGUCGGAUGAGGUACACAGGAUUCCGGUGAUCGUGGUCAAGGUAUGAGAUAAGGAAAGACUCACUCUCAACUUGUAUGUUAAUUUAUUUCAUUUUAGGUAAGAAGAAAAUUUGUACCUUGUAUUUGUAGUAACAUAUAUCUAAAAAUCAAUGAAUGAGUUGUUGGGGUUA